GCCCGAACCAACGUAUAAUAUCGCGUACAAUUUUUUUUUGACGCCGUCGUUGUCGUUGUCGUCGUCGUUGUCGUUGAUAAUUGUUGUUGUGCAUAGAACGCGCAAUGUAUUAAUGAUAGUUGUGCUUUUUGUGUUCGACUCUUCACACUUAUAUUCAUUCAGUAACAACUCACAAUCGAAUUCACGACCGAUUUUUCCCUUUAUUUUGUUUAUUAUUUAAGUUUUUUUGUUGAAAAUUUGUCGUUUUCCACGCAAAAAAAGAAACAGUGUACCAAACAUCGAAAGAAAUAAAAAGCGACAAAUAAAACACAAAAAUACGGAUUCUACAAAGUGGCGGCCAAAGCAAAAGUAGCAGCAGUUGAAGUAGCAGCAAACAAUUCACCAUUUUUUUUUUCGAGGGAAUUUUUCCAAGUGCCCGACAGACACACCAAAAUUUACUAACUUAUCAAAAUGCUGAGAAACUCAGAACAGUAUCUCGGUGAACGAUGAAAAAUCGGAUCCAAUGAAGUGAGUGUGUGUUAGUUGUUGUUGUUGUAUCUCUCUAUAUUUUUCAUUUCAUAGCGAAUUAAGUGUUUAUCGAAAGUGACAGAUACAAUACAGGAACUGAAUACAACAAAGCAAAUUUAUAUGCCUGAAUAAUUGCACAUUCAUUCAAUUUAAUGCAAAACUUGCGAAUUUCUUUGUUACGAGCGACGGUUUGCAAGUGAAAUGACUCAGAAACAAUGGAAUAGUAAAUUACAAUUAGGGAGUUCAAUGCGGCAUAGAAGCAUCAACCUGAAGACAGUUAAAACCAUAAGAAUUCGCAACAGCUACACCACCAUUUGACGCGAACAAUCGUCCAAUGUGUGAUUGAUUAGAGAGAAGAAGUAGCAGAAAAUAAACGAAUCAACAUAUUCAUCAUAUCAUUUAACAUAUGUCUGUGUACUUUAUAGCCCAUUUGGAACAAUUAAACAUCGAGUGAAAUAUAGCAAAGGCGAUUAAGUUCAAAAGAAGAAGUAGAAGAAGAAGAAGACGACGACGACGAAAGAAAAAAAAUAUAUUAAUUAGCACUUCUAAUACAAUAAAAGGCACUGUGUGUUUGCAGCGAUACGACGAAAACAGGGCAAUUACGUUGACAAAAUUCAACGAAACGAAAAGUGAGUUUUCUGCGCGAGCCAGAGUGAGAUGGAGAGAGAGAGAGAUAGAGAGUGACAACGACUCGGCUAGUGAUUCGAUAACCCGUAUCUAUGUGUGCUGUAUAUUUGUGUUUAUGUAAGUGCCGACCAACCGAUGAAAGGAUGAUGAAUAUUUGUGUUGAGUGAGUCUAUGGCCGUUAAAAGAUUAUGCAAAGAAAACCGAAAAAGGAACAAAAUAAAACACUCAGCCAAGAAGAAAAGAGUAAACGUCAAACAACAAACACACACACACACACACACACACACACACACACACACACACACACCAACAAUAUAGAAAAAAUCAAAUCGUAACCAGCGAACAAAGUGCUCUUUAUUACUGACUGUUUCGGGGCGUAUGUAUGAAAUUCAUUCUUCACUUUAACGUCGACAGUGAAGUGAGUGUUUAUUGUUGUUGUUUAUUUUCGAGAUAAAGAAUUGUUAAUUUUUUUUCGAAAUAGUUGAUUUGUUGGUCGGACGAAUGGUCGUACGGCUCAAGAAUCAAAAGUCGAAUAAUAACAAAGGUAAGCAGCAGCAGCAGCAACAGCUUUGAAGGUGAAGCGAUACGAUACACAAAAGUUACGUACAGAGAGACCUGUUUGAAUAAUAGCAACAACAACAAAAAAAAUUAUCCGCGUUAAGUGAGACAUGUGAAUGUGGUGUUUCAUCUUUCUUUAUUCGUUCAUUUUUAUAUGAUAAAUAUUUGUGUUUAUAACUUGCAUUGGUGUUAAUCACCAUCAAAUAAACGACGACGACAACAACAAAGGACAAUUGUGGCUGUGCUAAAACGAAAACAGAAAUAAUUCAUUCGUCGUUUCAACUAAAUAACAAAACAAAAGCGAAAUCACAGUGUGCAUCAUCGUAAUCAUCAUCAGCAGUAGCAGCAGCAACAAAUUGGAGAUUCAUUACGGCAUAAAGAAACAAUAAUAAUAAAAACACAGUGUGUGCAAUCAUUUUGAAGUGGUAUAUGCAUGUGGAAAACAAUUUGGCCAUGCUCUCGUCGAUGCCUAACACCAUAAAGCGACUUUAGUUUGUGUGUGUGCUUCAUUUUCUUCGAACAAAUCGACAAUGCCAAAUUUAACAAUCCAGUGAUUUUAAGCCUGACACAAUUUUUCCGCCGUCAAUUUUGUAUUUCGGUUUUUGUUAGUUCCUUCGUUCGUUCGCGUUUGUUUGUGUUUGCGUUGUUCCGUUUUGUUUUUCGUUUUUCGGCCACUCAAAUUGUCGUCCGUGAACAGAGCGUUGCCGAGUGAGAGCGACAGAGAGUGAGUGAGUGAGUGAGAGAGAGAGAGAUAGAGAGAGAGAGAGGAGGUGCGCGAGAGCGCGAGCGUGCCAAUCGCAGCAAUUGUGGCGCCAAACCACACCGAAACCGGGAAAAGCAUGCCAAAGGAAUCAUCGUCGAUUGAUGAGCUCCAACGAAAAUGUCACCGAUGAUAUAUACUAUUUAUGGAUUUGCGAUAUUCUUCUUCGUAUUUUGGUGCGGCAAAUGGCUAUUACACGUACUUGCCAUUAGCUAUGGCAAAUAUAAAUUACAUCGCAGAGUUAAGGUACCGGUAAUAAAGUCAUCGAAUCAAGCGGAAAUUGUACAAGCCACCGAACAGCAACAGCAGCAGCAGCAGCAGCAGCAACAACAACAGCAACAAACACAACAACAAACACAACAGCAACAGCAACAGGAACAACAAUCAUCUACAUCAACGGCGACAUCAGCCAGCGCGCAAUUGUCAUCCACCAUCAAUUUAGUUAGAGAAACACCACUGCCAUCGAUAUCAAUUCUAAAACCGCUUAUGGGCGUCGACCCAAAUUUGCAGCAAAAUUUGGAAACAUUUUUUACUAUGAACUAUCAAACGUACGAGCUUCUAUUUUGUAUUGAGGAUAAAUGUGAUCCAGCUAUUAGCGUCGUGGAAACAUUGAUGCACAAGUAUCCAAUGAUCGAUUCGAAACUAUUCAUUGGUGGAUCGAAUGUGGGAGUCAAUCCAAAAAUAAAUAACAUGCAACCAGGGUAUGAGGCAGCUAAGUAUGAGCUGGUUAUGAUAUCGGACAGCGGUAUUCGAAUGAAAGAGGAUACAUUACUCGAUAUGGUCGAGUAUAUGACCAGCAAAGUGGGCUUAGUUCAUCAGAUGCCAUUCACUUGUGAUCGCGAAGGAUUUGCCGCCACAUUCGAAAAGAUAUUUUUCGGAACCGUUCAGUCGCGCAUCUAUUUAUCGGCCGAUUUAUUGGGCAUCAAUUGUCAUACGGGCAUGUCGUGUCUGAUGCGAAAAAAUGUACUUGCCGAAUUGGGUGGGCUGCAAGCGUUCGCAUGCUAUUUGGCCGAAGAUUUUUUCAUUGCACAAGCGUUUAUGGAUCACGGUUGGAAGCUGACCAUAAGCAGUCAGCCGGCAUUACAAAAUUCCGGUAUUUGUGAUAUAUCCACGUUUCAGGCGCGUUUAAUGCGAUGGGUUAAAUUGCGCGUCGCUAUGUUACCCACAAUGAUUCUAUUGGAACCAUUAUCCGAAUGCAUGAUACUGGGUGCAUUGGCUUCCUGGUCCGUUUCGGUUCUGUUCCAUUGGGAUGCACUCGUUUUUUAUUUAGUACACAUUCUGAUGUGGUUACUCAGCGAUUGGCUCAUGUUGUCAAUUGUACAAAAUGGCACGUUACCAUUCAAUAAAUUUGAAUUUGUCGUCGGUUGGCUACUACGCGAAUGCACUGGACCAUACCUAUUCUUUAAUGCACUAUGGAAUCCGGCGAUUCGAUGGCGUGAACGCGUUUUUCGUUUGGCUUGGGGUGGCAUCGCAUACGAAAUUAAGGAUGACGGUGAUAAUAGUAAAUGUGCAAUUGACGAGAGUGAGGAGAAAUUGCAUAAGCCAAGCAAAGCAUCGCCAAUAAAUGUAUCCGCGUGUGAGGGAACAAUUAGUUUAAGAAAUCAAGCGCCAUUGUCACACAAUGGUGUGAAUAAUGUUGAGCAUGGAGGUGUGAGUUGGUGUGAGAAAUCAAGUUCGUUAAGUAAUAAGUCUUCAAUCAACGAUGAUUAUUCGUUGUCAUCGCAACAUCGAAACGCUUGCAUUUCGAUAUCGGUUGGGAUGGAUGCCUAAGCUGAAAACAACAAAAAUCGACAUGAAAUAAACAUUUAAAAAAAAAUAAAUAAAUUUCGUCACUCUAUGCUGGCCCGAACCGGCUUUUUCGUUGCCGCCGCCCCUAUUCACUGUGCUCUUCAAUUGCCUAACUAGUUGAAUAUAAGGAAGAGUAGAGUUUCGACUGCUGAUUCACAAUCGAUGAAAAUAGUUUUUCGUUCAAUCGAUGGAAUGAGAUUGAAUUAUGGGGUCAACAAUUGCAACAACACCAUGCACGCAUCGGGAAGCAGACAUCUUUAGAAAUACUUAAAACAAAGCCGUAAUAGCUCUCACUCCCAUUCAUCCAUCCAUUUACGAGAUCAUCAUUAGCACACACACACACACAAACACACCGAGAGACUUUUGAGUGUGUCACUACCUAGAAACGCCAAUAAAUGAAGAAAAAAAACAACAGCAACAAAAUUCAGAGUAUUUUUACCUCAUAAUUAGUACUUACAUUUUUAUGGUUCAAUUACUUGUUUUUCUGCACCGCAAACUUAAUUUUCCAUUUUCAUCAUCUCACCAAAAAAAAAAAAAAAAAAACACACACACACACCAAGCAUUAGUUAAUGGAGGAUUCAUCGUCCCUUGUUUCGAUUGAACAAUGCGCAAGCACACACAAAUUCUACAUUAAAAUAAAAUACAAAUAUAAUAACAAAAAAAAAA
Messenger RNA from Sitodiplosis mosellana (orange wheat blossom midge), 4906 nucleotides. It is a transcript of the gene GlcT, whose product is annotated as ceramide glucosyltransferase. Gene Ontology annotation, cellular component: membrane. Gene Ontology annotation, biological process: glucosylceramide biosynthetic process. The transcript has 8 exons. Gene Ontology annotation, molecular function: ceramide glucosyltransferase activity. NCBI's taxonomy places the organism in Eukaryota, Metazoa, Arthropoda, Insecta, Diptera, Cecidomyiidae. The record is from RefSeq and is a predicted model, not a curated record. The coding region runs from base 2573 to 4222 and encodes 549 amino acids.